AUGGAUUAUCAAAGUUAUGACAACAAUGAUUUGAUUAAUGGCACUAAUAACCAAGACCCUAAUCUUGUUCUUCAUUCAAACGGAGAAACAAAUUUUGCUGGCUCGGCUCCUAUUCAAAACAAUCAAGAUGCCGAGUUUACUGACUUUACCCAUGGAAAAUUAGCUCAUGACAAUCUCAAUCAACAAGACUCUUUUAGCAGCUAUUCUGUUAGCCCAAACAGUGUGAUUCAAAUGGGUAUCAAUAACCAAAAUCUUAAUCUUGUUUCUCAUCCAAACGGACAAACAAAUUUUACCGGUUCGGCUUCUAUUCAAAAUAAUCGAAACGUCGAGUUUACUAACUUUACCCAUGGAAACUUAGUUUACAACAAUUUCAAUCAACAAGGCACUUUUAAUAGCAAUUCUGACGGUCAAAACAGUAUGAUUCUAACAGGUGCCAAUAAUAACAAUAACAACAACGUGAGCACUGAUUAUCGAGGCUUUCAAAUUACUAAUACUUAUCAAAAUGACCAAAUAGUAAUUAGCCGCCAGCAGCUUCUAGAUAUUGUUAAUCAACUGUUAGAACUAUUAUAA
Messenger RNA from Entrophospora candida, 570 nucleotides. The record is from the annotation of a GenBank genome assembly. NCBI's taxonomy places the organism in Eukaryota, Fungi, Glomeromycota, Glomeromycetes, Entrophosporales, Entrophosporaceae.